This is a messenger RNA of Clonostachys rhizophaga, 2103 nucleotides long. The record is from the annotation of a GenBank genome assembly. NCBI's taxonomy places the organism in Eukaryota, Fungi, Ascomycota, Sordariomycetes, Hypocreales, Bionectriaceae.
AUGAAGAAAGGCUCCAAGAAACAUGGGGAGGGCUCAUCGAGCCGGAUCUCCGAUCCGCGUUUCGCCAAUUUCCAGACGGACCCUCGCUUCCGACUGCCCUCGAAGAAGAAGACGAAGACCACACUCGACAAACGUUUUGCCGGUAUGCUCAAGGAUGAAGAGUUCACAGCCACCGCUCGAGUAGAUCGCUACGGCCGAAAACUCAAGUCCGACUCGAAAAAGAAGGCUCUAGAGAGGCUGUACCAACCCGAGGAGGAUGAGGAUAAGGAUGACGAGGAUGGCGAUGGCGACAAGGCCGGGUCUGACGAUGAUCUGGAGGUUGAUGACGACGAAGUUGUACAGAGAGAAUUGAGGAAAGCGCACGAAAAAUUUGACCCAGCUCGAGGCGGCGGAUUCUCUUCCUCCGAGUCAGACUCGGAUUCGGACGACGACGACGACGACGAGGACGAAGAUGAUGAGGCUGGGGGCGCUACGGUGUCAAAUAGCGGCGACAUGCAGCGAUUCCAGGACCAGCGGGCUGAGGUAGAAUCUGGAGAAGUCACCAAGCGCAUUGCCAUUGUCAACCUGGACUGGGACCACAUCAAAUCCACAGACUUGAUGGCUCUCUUCUCGAGCUUUUUACCCGGCGAGAGCGGCAAGAUCGAGAAGAUUUCCAUCUAUCCUAGCGAGUUUGGCAAGGAGCGCAUGCAGCAAGAAGAAGUCGAGGGACCUCCGAAGGCACUCUUCAAGGAUAGCGACAAGCGGGAUUCCGAGUCGGACGAAAGCGAGGAUGAUGACGACAGCGAUCUCAGCGAAGAUGAGAAGAUCAAGAAGGAGCUGAUGCAGGAGGGAGACGAUGAGGAUUUCGACAGCGAUGCUCUACGGUCCUACCAACUGGACAGACUACGCUAUUACUAUGCUGUGAUGGUCUGCUCCAGCCUCCAGGCAGCCAAGAAGAUCUACGAAUCCACAGACGGUACCGAGUUCCAGUCAUCGUCCAACUUCCUUGACCUUCGAUUUGUGCCGGAUGAUGUCACAUUCGAUGACGAGCCCCGAGACGAGUGCGACAAGGUGCCAGAAAGCUACAAGCCUGUGGAGUUCGUGACCAACGCGCUACAGAGCUCCAAGGUGAAACUGACAUGGGACAUGCACCCGGAGGAGACAUCCAGGAAAGACGCUCUUGACAGGGCUUUCACCGGAAGCCGAUCCGAUCUACAGGAGAACGACCUUCGCGCGUACUUAGCGAGCGAUAGCGAGGGCGAGGAUGAGGAAGAGGAGGAUGCCGACGCUGGAGAAGAAGAGAAGGACGCCCCCAAGCUUUCCAAGAAAGAGCUGGCUCGCAAGAAGAUGCGAGAAGCUCUGGGGCUAGGCGAGGAGCCCGCCGCAAAGGAGUCCAAGCACGGCCCCGUGGGAGACAUGCAGAUUACUUUCACGCCUGCCCUGACAGAGACCAAGAAGAAGCAAAAGAAGGCCGGCGAGGAGGAGACAACCCUCGAGAAGUACGUCCGAAAGGAGCGCGAGCGAAAGGAGCAGAAGCGUCAAAAGGCCAAGGCCAAACGUGAUGGCCAGGAUUCUGACGCCGAGUCAGAGGAUGAGGCUGCUCCGGUCCAGGCCGACGAGGAGGAGGAGGAGGAUCUCGGAUUUGACGACCCCUUCUUCACGACCGACGAGCCUGCCGUUGCCCCCUCCAAGACAUCCAUCCGCAAGGAGGAGCGCCGCAAGAAGCGUGAGGCCCGCGAAGCCGCCGAUGCCGAGUCGGCAGCCCAGAAGGCACACCUCACCAAGGUCAUGGCGGAGGACGCCGACGAGAACCAGGCCAGCCACCUGGACCACUUCGACAUGAACGAUAUCCUGCGCGCCGAGAAGCAGAAGAAGAAGAAGGGAAAGAAGGGCAAGAAGGACCUGGCCACAGGUAGCCUGCAGGAGGACUUCAGCAUGGACGUGGGCGACGAUCGUUUCAAGGCCGUGUUCGAGGACCACGAGUUCGCGAUUGACCCUUCCAACCCGCGGUUCAAGGGUACUGAGGGUAUGAAUCAGCUGUUAGAGGAGGGCAGGAAGAAGAGAAGAGGGGACAAUGACGAUGAGCCGAGACGGAGCAAGAAGGCUAAGAAGGGGAGGAGGUGA